Molecule: messenger RNA, 3325 nt
Organism: Siniperca chuatsi (mandarin fish)
Lineage: Eukaryota; Metazoa; Chordata; Actinopteri; Centrarchiformes; Sinipercidae
Product: V-set and transmembrane domain-containing protein 2-like protein
Exons: 4
Coding region: 374-1171 (265 amino acids)
Source: RefSeq, a predicted model, not a curated record
UUUAUUAUUUAGUUAACAUGGUGCUGGAUGUGUUUUUACUAUCACUCCUCUCACAACUAAUAUUCCCCACUGCAGACCGUGGCACUUCCCAUUUGGGAGAAGUCUCCCUCCGCCGCAUGUAGAGCCGUCUGAACGGAGACAGAGCCUCAGUCAGUCUGCUGGCAUAGAGGGAGGCUGCAGCGACUUCUUCGUUUCUUUAUUUCUCACAGGUAUCUCACUCCCUUCCUCGCCAGAACAAGCCACCUGGAUUAAAAAAAUAAAUAAAUUAAUUAAAAAAAACUAAGAAAAGAAAACAACAUCUUUUCCGACGUGCACUCCAUCCGAUGUGAAAGAGACAGAGAGGGGAAAGGAGAGCAGAUAAAACCGAAGAGAAAUGGGAGCGUUCAGGGUGCUGCUGGGGAGUUUACAUUACAUGGGACUCUACAUGCAACUUAGUGUCUCCACAAGGCAAGCUGGACAUGGCGAGAGAGAGAACCACAUCUCUGGGAACGCCAUGUUCACAGAGGUGCCUCAUGAUACGAUUGCUCAGAGAGGUCAAGAUGUAGAGAUGGCUUGCUCCUUCAGAGGGGCAGGAACGCCCUCAUAUUCACUGGAGAUCCAGUGGUGGUACAUCAGGAACCAUCUUGACUGGACGGACAGACAGCCCUGGACAACCAAUGAAGUGGCUCCUGAGGAGGAGAUGCCAAAGGAUGCUACAAAGAUAAGUGUUGUGAAGGUUGUAGGAAGCAACAUCUCCCAUAAACUCCGCCUCUCCCGGGUUAAGCCGUCUGAUGAGGGCACCUAUGAAUGCCGUGUCAUCGACUUCAGCGAUGACGCAGGUGCCCGCCACCACCGUGUCAGAGCCUACCUGCAGGUGGUGCCAGAGAGCGACAUCAUCAACAGUAACCACAACGACAACUUCGAGGCCCUGGACGAUACCAAGGGAGGAGUGGCUUUCGUUGACGGGGAUGACAUGGAGUCUCACGGUGGCACCAAAGAGCACACUCACGGCCAUCACCAGAAUCACGGGGACCACCAGGAGCACGGCAAGCGGCCUUCAUCGCCCGCACACCACGGCCACAGCCACAGCAGCAACAGUCAGCAGCACAAGGCAGGCAGAGAGAGGAAGAGGGAUGUUGACAGUAACCACAGCCACAAUGACUGCACCAACGAGCCAAGCUGUACGCUGUAGAUGUUGGUUUAUUACACCUGAGUGAUAGAUUAGACAAGGAUUGCAUAACAUGAUGUGUGUCACAGCAUAAAAAGCUAUUCUUCCCACACAGUGCAAGCCUGUGCACAAAUCCAGAAUCCCUAGAAAUGUACAGUAUAGCUUAUUCAGAGCACAGUGCUGUAAACUGUGAUGGGAAUGUAGCUUUUCUUGCUGUGCAUGGGUCUGGUUUGGACUGCUCACUGUCUGCCUGGCCUCACGACAUUCAGCACCGGGGGCUGAUGUGUAGAUCCAAGCAGCUCCACUCUUUCUGUUCUCAGCACAGACAAAAAAGACUUGUCUUACUAUUAACCCAUGCUCUGUUCCACUCUUGUACUUUAGAUACUGUAAAUAACACAAACCUGCUUUCAUGCUCAUACUUCUUCCACUGCCUUACUCUCUCAUUUGGUACACUCUCAGAAAAAAAGUAUAUGCUCGGUAAAAGAAAAUGUUCCUUUUAUUCUGAGAGUGCACUGAAUGAAACUCAACCAACAGUAAUUCUUUCCUGGAAAUUUUGUCAAGUCUGAUUCUUUAGCUUUUUACCUAGAGCACUAGCUUCAUUACAUCUUUUUGUAUUCAAAUAAUGGACAUGAACAUGGUGCAAAAUCUGUAUAUACCUGAAAUUCAGCAAGUUAUUCCGUGUUUACUCGCAGGGAGAAAGAAACAUGCUUUCUUCAGCAGGAAUUCAAUAAGGUCCCAGAGCAGCAGUGCUCAUCAAGGACAGAUACGGUCUCAAUUAAUUUGAGCUGGAGUAAAUACAGUGGCAGUGUAGAAAGUGUGGGAUUUCUUUCAUUUUUGCGCAAUUCAAACAAAGCACAUCACAGGCUGUAUUUUCCCCACAGCGCUUUUGAGCUUGUGAAUUUGCAGCGCAACAGAAAAUAUGAUUUCUGUUCACCCCUUGCGCUGCAGGUUCGAUCCAUUCAUGGCUGUUCAGGCUGAAAGAAAUCAAUCGAGUUGUUCCAUGUGGACCCCACCUGUUUGGAAAGCCAUGAAAAGAUCAAAAUCUGACUUGGUGUGCCUCUGAAUCCACUCUGUGACUACAAAUCAGUGGAAGAAAUGGGAUUUUGGUGCAAGAUACUUUUUUGGCAGAGCAGUGCUGUAUUCCUAUCCUAGUUUAGUUCCCUUAUUCCGAUGCUCUGGCCCAGUGCUCAUCAAUCAUUUAAAAAGCCUCAAUCCUCUCCACUACAAGCCUCUAAUCCACUCUGUAUAUAUGACUGUAUAAUAUGAAAUAAAGUGAGUGCAUGUUCAGUAAUUUUCUUAAAAACUUUUGCAACCAACCAUACACCAAGACAAUGUGUUAGUUAAAGAUAUUUUUGUCAUUUAAAAGUUUGGUUCAUGUUAAAAAGAAGUGUCCAUUCUGUUAGAGAUCCUUUUUUUUUCCUCCAAGCAGUUUUCCAUUGCUUUACUGCUCUCCAGAAGUGCUGUACAGACAGAUGAAUGACACAUUCCCUUCAUAGCUGCUCAGAAAGGGGUUUCCCUAAUGUAUCUUAGUACUUAUGCAGUGUUUCUCAAACUACUGUACUGUAUGUGCAGGUCCACAAACAUGAGUUUGUUCCGUGUUUUAAUGAGCUUGAACGUGGGAUUAAUUUUGUGCAGUUUGGGACUUGGUUUGAAAAGGUUUGAGAGGCCAUUUCACUUCUGCCAAUUUUGUAACUCGAUGAUAAUCUCUUUGCUUAGAUGCUUGUGUGAAGCACAGGACAAUACUUCAUACUGAAGGUAUCAAAUGGGACAAAGUGAAUGUGGGUAACAUAUUGGAUAAAGCCUUGAGCAGUGAGGGCGAGAAGUAAGAGGAAAAUGUUGUUAGUGAAACACUGAAAUUGGCUGUCUCAACUGCCUCAAAAUACAAUCUGUGGCUCAAGGCCAUGAGGGGCUUUACUUCUGUGCUGUAUUAUCCAUCAGAGCAACUACAGCUCUCUUGUUAUUGUUGGCAGUCUCUGUAGACUGGGAGGGUGCUUUAGUCGAAGGAGGAGUGACCUGUGGGAUUGUUUUUUUCAACAAGUAACUUUGAUUUGAUGUUUUGUAAAGAAGAGAUCACUGUUACAAGAGAGGGAAAAUGUACAUUUCUUCUACAAUGUUUGGUCUCACACUAAGUGUAUGGCUUUAUCAAAUGAAAUAAAUUGUAUAUGAAAUAACAGUGAA